Lucilia sericata (common green bottle fly) is the source of this 706-nucleotide messenger RNA. RefSeq lists its product as uncharacterized. The transcript is spliced from 3 exons. Lineage: Eukaryota; Metazoa; Arthropoda; Insecta; Diptera; Calliphoridae. The record is from RefSeq and is a predicted model, not a curated record. Bases 114 to 485 code for a protein of 123 amino acids.
AUUCAUUUGGGUGUUUACAUUUUUUUUUGUUUAUUUUUUUUUAUCAAACAAUUAAAACUAAAUAAAUAAAGAAAAACUAGCUCUUCCUAGAAUAAAUUUAAAAUACAAUUAAAAUGUCUAAAUUUGCAUUGGACUCUAUAUUAAGUAAUUAUUUCAAUAUGCUACAAAAAACUCAAUUGGAAAGAAUUCUACCAGAAUUUAGUGAAAUCUACUUACGUUUGUCGUUUAAAGAGAACUUUGGAAAAAAUUAUCUAAUUUCUUCGGAUAAUUUACAACUUUAUCGUAAGCUUUUGGUUUUAUAUUAUUGUGAAGAAUAUCCUUCCUUAACCUCGGUAAUUAGCAUCAUGGAAAGAUGUUUUAGUGUGGAAGAUAUCUAUAAUAUCGUAGCUGAACAGGAGGAUAUACUUUGCAAGUGGUGGGAAUUUAAAAAUAAUUGUACUGAGGUUAAUGCAAGUAAAGCCAAAAAACGUAAGAUAUGUAAAUAGAUUGGAAAAAUAAAUAUAUAAAAAAAAAUUCUAUAUAAAAAUGUAUGUGUAAUAUCUUUUUUUAUAGAAAAAUAAGUGUAUAAAAAAUGUUUCUGUAGAAAUGUUUAGUUAUAACACAUUUUCUUAUAAAAAAUGUGUAUAACACAUUUUUCUACAAAAAAAUUGUGGGAAUUUAAAAAAAAACGUAAAAUAUGUAAAUAGAUUGAUAAAAUAAAUAUUUA